Puccinia graminis f. sp. tritici CRL 75-36-700-3 is the source of this 450-nucleotide messenger RNA. RefSeq lists its product as uncharacterized. The transcript has a single exon. The coding region runs from base 1 to 450 and encodes 149 amino acids. The record is from RefSeq and is a predicted model, not a curated record. NCBI's taxonomy places the organism in Eukaryota, Fungi, Basidiomycota, Pucciniomycetes, Pucciniales, Pucciniaceae.
AUGGCCAACAACACUCUUAAUCCACUCAACCCCUCUAUCAACUUAAUUCCCAAACUUGAAGAUACAAAUUUUUUUGAAUGGAAAAGAACCAUCACCGGGCAUCUCACCGCGAUGGGGAAACUCAAAUAUAUCAAAAGCGAAGUGGUCAGACCAGAAGACGAUGCCGCCGCCGAAAUUUUCAUUCAAGAACGUGCUCAAGUUUUGCAAGCCAUACGCCUGACUAUCAGCAAAGAGAAUCGAUCCGCCAUCAUCCACUUUGAUGAUCCUCACUGUGCCUUCAAGGCUCUCGAAGAAAAGCACGGCAGCAAUGAUGCUUUCAUGAUUGCUAGCACCAUCGCUGUAAGACUCAAAAGUGGUUGUGAGAACCCUUUUGCUGAAUGGAGAAGGGUAUGGUGGAGUUGCAAACUCUGCCCUUCUAUACUAUCAGAUAACAAGACCCACCAAGCUUAG